ACUCUUUGGGUGCACUGCUCGCCUCAACUUCAUCAAGGUUUUAGAUUUCCCGGAUGCCCCCGGAUACGAGUCCAGUUUGGUGACAUCGUCAUUGGGCUGCUCGUCAUUGAUGUCGUCUGUCUAAAUGAGCACAGCUGUUGAUAUUACAGGGUGUCAUGAUACGGGGAUGAUAUAGGCUGACCAGAGACUGCUAACGAAGCUACGUGUAGACCUCUUUAUCUAUCUCUUUUUACAUCCUCAAAGAAUCAGAGGUUAUAGGAUGAAAGGUGAACUAGCAGGCAUGUACAGGACAUGAAGGUCUCAAGGAAUAUGUGUAUCAACUUUUAUCUCUGCAUCUUUGAAGGCAACACUGAAGGAGAAUAGAUCAGGAAGGGAAACCCAGUGACCUCUGACCUUUGAAAAUGGGACACAGAAAAACUCAGAAGCCAAACAGAGACACGCCUAACUGUGAUUGAUUAUUUUGUGUACACUGCAUGGAAUGCUCUCCAGUCUUGGUAAAGUGUAAAUCUGGUUUUCAUUGCACAGACCAUUGACAGUCGCAACUAUAACACCUAUGGAUGGGAAAUAUUAAAACUAUUGACUGGAUCUCAUAGCUCCACCAUAACAGCUGUGUAGAGGACACCAGCUGUUGGAUGUAUGGUUCAGGUUCAUAUUAAUGCCAUUGACUGGAUAUCUCACAACCUUCAUACACACUUUAUGGAGAACACAACCUGUUGGAUUUUUGGUUCAGGUUUAUAAUUAUUAAUAAUUAUUGACUGGAUCUCGCAGUGAUAAUCUACCAUUAUAAAAACAUAAACAUGCAGUAGCUGUCCAGAACACAACCUGGUGGGUGUUUACUUCAAGUUUAUAUUAAAAACUAUUGACUGGAUUUCAAAACUCCAGCAUGAAAACUGUGUAACUAUAUAUGGAAACAACCUGUUGGUUCCAGCAAGAUUCAUUCAACCAGGAGAUUGCAGUCAUCAUUGGAGUGAUAAUUGAAAAGAAACGGCGCUUGCAUGCCAUUAAUAGGAACUUCAUGUUUAUAUAUAAAUCAUUGAGUUAAUGAAUAACUUGGGAGAAAUCGCCAACCUUCAGAGCAGGAAAUAGCCAUUAUUAUCAACCAGUAAAUUCAAUCUUUGUUCUUCAGUGCUUCAUGUAUAAUGGACACAAGAUAUCCUUGGAUUCUCUGUUUUUUGUGUAGGACAGAUGUGAACAAUGCCUGCACGUCAGUGUAAUUGAUAUUCUUUAUUGAAUGAUUGUGCCAUGUAAAAGAGACAGACAGAACUCAUCGUACCUGCAUUUGUUUGGAAGUUCAAGGAAGAUGGGAACAGAUUGUGUCUAUUUUUGUUAAGAGGAACAAAAUUGAAGAAGGAUUUAAAUCACCGUUAGUCUGUGCUUGCUCUUUCUCCUUCUCGUUAUCUUAUUGUUUCCCUCACACUCGACCUUCCUCUUUCCGUCCCUCUAUUCGUUUGACCAUCUUUAUUCUCCUCUCCCUCUUUCUCUCCUCUCCAUCCAUCUUUCCCACCAUCUACGUCCUUGUGGUCUCUCUACAUUGUAUCUCUUAUUUUCCCACUCUUUCUCCCUUUUCUCCUGUUUUUCCUCUUUUGCUGCGUAUUCCAAUCCUAUCUUCAGUCCCCUUCUGGAUUUCCCCACUCUCUCUCUCUAACCCUAAUAGCAUCUGUGAGUUUUACCAACAUAUGAAUCACACCAAUCAAUACUCUGUUCUGUGAGGACCUUGUGGUAUUGUUCUCAUGAUCUGUACAUGAACGCAUUGGAAUCAAAUCUCUGAAUGAAAUAGGGUACAGAGUGUAACCUUGAGGACUUCACCAUCACCAGUCAUUCAGAGUGCAACGUAGGUUUACCAAGUAUCUCAUGAGAAAAUUCAAACUGAUCACUCUUCUACAGUUCAACACAUCCUGUCUUGUGUGAAGUACCAGCAAAAAGUCUAAGCUUGAAUUUGGUUUCAAAAUCUGUAGGAAAUUGGAGUGCAUUUAGUGCUGGAAUUGAUCAUUUUAUACAUGUGCAAACUUUGCUUGAACAAUGACAUGUGAAGAGAUCCAGCAGAAAAGCCUUGUCAUUGAUGAGAAGCACAUGCUAUAGUGUAAGAGAGGAUUUACCCAAGUGUAUCAAGUGGAUAUUUUAGUACAUACACGCGUACAAGUGCUCUUUGACAUGAUUUUAAGAGGAGACAGCAGAUUGAAAGCUUAGCAUUGGGUUCUGAUGCCUCUACAAUGUACAUUCCAACUACAUGUACAUUCCAGUAAAUUGUGUUUAUUGAAUGUGCAGAGUUCCAUUUCAUAUAUAAGUCAGUGAUGGUCUUCCAAACUUGUUUUCAUCUUGUAUCAUUUCUCAAAUAUUUAUCACUUUUGGAAUUUUUAGAGAAAGCAACAGAUUAUCAGCGGUUAGUGUGAUCUUUCCAUCAUACAGUUGUAGUAGCUGGAAACUGUUAUAUUGUUCAUACAUGUAAUUAUAACAAGUGCCUAAAAAGUGGAUACUUCUUGCGCAACCUCCACACAACUCGUCAAAACUUACUCAGUACUUCUUCAUGAUUGCAACUUAAAGCCUUCAAUGAAUUGCGGCCCUUCCAACGGUGCCGUUGAUCUCCGACCUUAGCGGAGGAAGAACACAAGAGAGAGGAGCCUACAUGUUAUCAUCAUAAGUACCAGCAAGCCUCCUCUCACUUGUUCAAAUUAUUACAGGGUGUGCAGAUGGACCACUAGACAGGGGAUCCCCCUCUCUUUAUGACGUUGAGUCCCUGACAUACAUGUACAUGUAGGUUGGGACAUUCUUCUUUGAUUACAUCAUCAUUUUGAGAUCUUGCCCAGUAAGAAAGUGAUGAUGGAGAUGAACAUGUUUGAUUGAUAUAUAUCUUCUGCCAUCUUUGAUUAACAUCUGUGGACGUAUUUCGUGAACUCAACCGAUGUGUACUGCCAGCGGAUAUAGUGACACUAGUCUUUCAUAUCGGACUGUUUUUUAAGAACAGGAAACGCCAUUCCAUAUCCAGUCCUUCAAGAAAUAAGGUUAUUCCUCUUGCCAACAUUUGGAUGCAUAUCUGUACCAUCGUUCUUCCAUCAAUCUAUUGUGGAUACAAGUGCCUUUUUCAGGAAAGAAAAGUUAUAUGAACCAUACAGAGAAUAUAUAAGAAUAAUAGAUUUGUGCAAUACAAUAUUAAUAGAAAUCAUCAUCUUCCAUAUCAAAUAAUUUAAUUAUGAAUUAAAUGUGAUAGUUUAUUGUAUAUCUAUACCAAAACAUCUAUAUUUUUCGACAUAAGUUGGCUACAAUUUUUACCGCGAUUUUAUCAUGCAGCAGUUAAAAAAUGCAUGACUUUUAAAAAGGAAUUCAACACUGAAAGAAUCAUACAUGUACAUCUAUGAUGGGAUUACGUUGAGCAUAAAAAACUCCCACAAAAAGUCAGCUGACACAUGUUGCAGUACGUGUGCUAUAUAUGCAUGACAUUAAAACAAAUAUUUGAACAAAACGGACUCUGAAUUGAAGAAAGAUGGGAGACUAUGAUGAAGACUUGGCUAGCGGGGAGUCGUUCCCCUCUCACGAUGACAUCAAGACGAUCGUGGAACAGAAAGCGAGGGAGCUCUUCAUGGUGUGCGACGUGGAGGAGAAGGGAUUCGUGAGUAAACGUGAUAUGCAGCGUCUCGUUGAUGAGCUCCCUCUCAUGCCGGACCAGCUAGAGGAGGUCUUUGACUCGCUGGAUGAUGAUAAGAAUGGAUACUUGACGUUGGAGGAGUUUACGGAAGGAUUCGGUGGAUUUCUGGGUCUAAACCCGGCCCCAGCUGAUCAUAAUGAGAGAGAUGAUGGAGUGUUGUAUACAGAGGAUCGUGAUCAUGAUGAGCUUGAGAGAGAUUUCAAACACGCGAUGGAAAGCAUCGGUGCUUCGGGGGUCAUUGCUGAACAUGAUGCGGUCAAGGAUCUUUGGAAGAAACUUCAUCAGGACGAGCCAAGUCUUCUGACAAACUUUGAGGACUUCAUACAACAUGUGUGCCUGGAUAUGAGGACUGCGCAACUCAAUACUGGGGAGCUGGAGAAUGCAUUAAAAAGCCGAGACACCAUACAUCAGCAGGACAUCAAGCAUCUAUAUGAGGAAAUGGAGAGACAGAUUAGAAUGGAAAAAGAAAAGAUUAUUUCAGGGGAAAAGGAGAAGGAGAGGAGGAUUCGAGAGCAACUAGAACAUGAUAUGAAAAACAAAGAUGAUCAGCUGAACACAUUACUCAACAAACAAGCUGAGUUGGAGCAGAAGCUUUAUGAACUGAGUCUGACUGAAACAGAGAUCAAAGAAGAAAAUGAAUCUCUUCAAGCACAAAAUGAGCAUUUAUCUCAGAAGCUUGAUUGGUCUCAAACUGAGCUCGUUGAAUCGAAGACCUACCUCAAAGAAAUGACAGAGAAACACCUGAAAGACAAGAGAGAAAGGGUCAAGAGUAAUGUCAAGAUCGCACAAGGAAUCAUGCAAGAAAGAGAAAGCUUGUUUGUACAGCUGGAAAAAUUAAAGGCUAUGAAUCAACAGCUUCAGGAUGACAGAGAUAUGAGGAUGAGCAGAUCAUUAUCAGAUCCUUCGGAAGACGAGAAGAAGAAGACCCUUGUCAAGCAAGGCUCCGUCAUGUCAAAUUAUUUUGAAGAAGGCGUCAUCGGGGGGGACGGAGAGCAUGUAGGUAGUUCAUCAUUAGACGGAGGUAGAUCUAGUCGUAGGAGUAGUCGUCACAGCAUACAGCGAUCAAGUAUUCACGGUAGGACCUUCUCAAGAGACAUAGCCCACCACCUACAGCUCAGCCAGAGCUUCAUGGACGAUGGGGAGUGCGAAGUCGAUGAUGACUUCCUGCAGAGUAGUGGGUUGCUGUCAACGAGUCUGACGUCGCACCCGGAAAGGGUUGUCUACGAUGAGGUGGAGGAGGAUGAACUGGUUGAGAGGAGCGAUGUCGUCAACACGAGAGCUGUUGAUAAGACAUCGGCGAGUGACAAGAGAAAGGCUUUUAAUAAUAGACAAGUAGUUGGGGAAACUACGACUGCACCUGUUGUAGAGAAUGGCUCUACCCCUAGCAUGAGUCCAGAGGGACAAAGGGCCGAUCCUGUAGGGGCCCAUACACCCAUUAAUCAGGCCUUAGCAGAGGCAAAGAAGCUACAGCUUGUUGCGGCUAACCGUACCCCGGAGAGACUCUUCAAGGUGGUGUUUGUUGGAGAUUCGGGAGUAGGGAAGACCAGCAUCAUUCAUCGAUUCUGUACAGAUUCCUUUACAGACUCAUUCAGUGCAACCAUAGGUGUUGACUUUCAGGUAAAGUCUCUGACAGUCUGUGGUAGCAUUGUAGCUAUGCAGCUAUGGGAUACGGCCGGUCAAGAGAGAUUCAGAUCUAUUACAAGGCAUUACUUCAGGAAGGCUGACGGCAUCGUUGUCAUCUAUGACGUCACAUCGGAAACGUCCUUCAUCAACGUCAGAAACUGGAUGACGAGUGUUGAGGAGACGACAGAUGAUCAUGUGGUCAAGAUGUUGCUAGGCAACAAGAGUGACUGUAAUGACGAUAGACAGAUCAAAGAAGAAGUAGGUCAUAAACUCUCAGAGUCAUAUAACUGUGAUUUCUAUGAGGUCAGUGCUAAAUCAGGCUCCAACGUGGUCGAGGCUUUCACCGCUAUGUCAAAGCUUCUCUUACUCAAGGAAGACGAAGAGAUUCAGAAUUCUCUCAACCUCUCUGAUACUGGAGAAAGUGGCAAGAGAUGCUGUGAUACAUCUUAGAUAUCAUCUCUCUUUGAGGUUAUGACUAUGAUGUUUAGUGUUAACUCAGGCUACCCUCACUGACACUAAAAAUAUUGGCAAGAGGUGCUGUUGAUAUCUGAGAUAUCAUCUGUCUUUGAGAUGUAUUUGAUGUUUGCACUAUCAGGCUGCACUAUGGUCUCACCAAAUCAGGCUCCACCAUGAUAGAAGCUUCAGAAUUUAUUAAUGGUCAAAGUCAAUGGAGGCAGAUGCAAGAGAUGCUGUGAUACAUCUUAGAUAUCAUCUUUAUUUGAGGUGAUGACUAUGAUGUUAGUGUUGUGUCAUGUUCCCCCUCACAGACACUAAAAUAUCAGCAUGAGAUGCUGUGAGAUCUUUCUUUGAGAUAAUGUAUAUGAUGUUGGUACUAUAUCAGGCUCCAAGUGGUCAAAAGUUUUCAGAAUACCCUCAAACAUUACAGAUGAUGGAGACAGUUGAAAGAGAUGCAGUGACACGUCUCAGAUAUCAUCUUUCUUUGAGAUGCUUUCUUUGAGAAUAGCACUUAAUUGGGGUCUUUCGUGGUCAAGGCUUCCAGAAUUCAUUCAAACGUCACAGAAAAUGGAGACCAAUGCAAGCAAUGCUGUGAUAAGUCUUAGGUAUCAUCCUUCUUUGAGAUGAUGUGAGGUCCUAUCAUGCUUCAACGUGGUCGAAACUUUCGAAUUUACUCAAAUGUCACAGACAAGUGAGUCAUCUUUCAGAUCACCCUUUGAUAUGAUGUCUAUGAUGUUAGCGCAACAACUAGGCUCCACUGUGGUCCAACAUUCUGAAUUCCCUCAAACAUACAUGUAGACAAUGGAGACAGUUUCAAGCAAAGCUGUGGGACCUCUGCAUGAUCAUCCUUUGAGAUGAUGUCUAUGAUCUGUGAGGGCCAAAUCAGGCAUCAACGUGGUCAAAGCUUUAGAAUGCACUCAAACGUCAGACAAGCAAGACAUCUUCGAGAUCAUCCUUCUUUGAGAUGAUGUCUGUGAUGUGAGGGCCAAAUCAGGCUUCAUUGUGGUCCAAUAUUCUGAAUUCCCUCAAAUGUCACAGACAAUGGAGACAGUUUCAAGCAACGCUGUAGGUCAUCUGCAUGAUCAUCCUUCUUUGAGACAAUGUCUAUGAUGUGUGAGGGCCAAAUCAGGCAUCAACGUGGUCAAAGCUUUAGAAUGCACUGAAACGUCAGACAAGCAAGACAUCUUCGAGAUCAUCCUUCUUUGAGAUGAUGUCUGUGAUGUGAGGGCCAAAUCAGGCUUCAUUGUGGUCCAAUAUUCAGAAUUCCCUCAAACAUCACAGACAGUGGAGACAGUUUCAAAAGAAGCUGUGGGAUAUCUGCAGGAUCACCCUUCUUUGAUAUGAUGUCUAUGAUGUUAGUACUACAACCAGGCUCCCCUCAUGGUCGAGCCUUUCAGAAUUUACUCUAAAAACGUCACAUACAAUUGAGACAGUAGCAAGAGAUGCCAUAGGACAUCCUAGAUCUUUCUUUAAAGGACAAGUCCACCCCAGGAAAAUGUUGAUUAGAAUCAAUUGAGAAAAAUCAAAAAAGCAUAACGCUGAAAAUUUCAUCAAAAUCGGAUGUAAAAUAAAGUUUUAAGAAAUUUUAAAAUGUCAUAACUUUCUUGGUUUACAUCCGAUUUUGAUGGAAUUUUCAGUGUUUUGCUUGUUGUAUUUUUCCCAUUUUUUCAAAUCAACUUUUUUGCUGGGGAGGACUUGUCCUUUAAGAUGUUGAUCUUGGCUCCCCAUUGUGCUUCAAGUUUCAGAAUUCAUAAACGUGCACAGGCAAUGAAGAUGGUAGACAGAUAUUAAUGCUUUGAGCUGUCCUAGAAUCUUUUCAAUUCAAAGAAGAGUUUUUUUAAGAUUAUGUAUUAGGAACAUGCGUAUGACUAGAUGUUCACACUCCCCAAUAAAAAGCGUCAUCAUCCUUGCUUCUCCCAAAGUGUAAUCAGGGUUCCGUUGCAUAAAAGUUGCUAUUAUGGUAACUUUGCCAUCCGAUGGUAACUAUCAUGGUAUCAAUGUUCAACAGCCAAUUAGAAUCAAGGAUUCCAUGAAAGAUACCAUUGCAUGGCAAAGUUACCAUAAUAGUAGCUUUUAUAUCCUACAUAAAUUAUGUAUGAUCAUGUAUGCUGAUUGGUUUAAAUAGCAUCAUGUGACCAAACAUAUUUUCACUAUUUUGCGAUGAUGUUGAAAAUGAAACGCCCACUGAAGAAAAAUUGCUAUUCCAUGACGUCAUUGAUGGAAUAGUGCUCUAUUCUAUCAUUGACGUCACAGAUCAUUGCCAAUGAUCGCGCAUUCUCUCGGGAGCAGGCAGAAUGCGCGUUCCGCUGAGCGCGUAGCUUCAGGAAAGUAGGUUAGUCAGCUUUGGUUCAGAUUAUAAAAAGAUUAACUACGUGUACAGAAAAACUAGAUUAUCAAGAUCUGUUGUUCCUACUUAUUAAAUGUAGCAUAUAUAACAAAUAUACCAGUCCCUUAUUUCAAAAGUAUAAAGGGAAUUAUUCAUCUGAUGUUGGACUGGCAUUACUAGUAAUUUUGCCAGUACAACCGAAGACAAAUAAUUCCCGCUAUACUUGCUCAAAGCCUGGGGGGUGUUUCACAAAGAUUUAAGUAUGACUUAGAGUCGCACUUAAAUACCAAGUUGCGUACGGUAUGAAAGGCUUGACAGCAUUGGUCAGAUCGUGUCAUGAGGACGCGCACUACUGCGUGUCUAUCAAUAAGAUCGCGCGUUCCAUAUCAUGUACGCGUAGGCGUUUAAGUACGACUUAAGUCAUACUUAAAUCUUUGUGAAACACCCCCCUGGUGUAUUUGUAUAUUAUGCAACUUGGCCCUGAUUGCUAUGAUAAUGCCUUUGUGAAGCAAACACCCAUCCAUCAUAGAAUGACACAUACAUGUAUAUAAUAAGUAAGAAUUAACUUUUUGAGAUUUUAUUUAGAACUAUUCACACGGAUGAGUGUUAUUUAUUGUAGAGUUGUGCUGGUUUCAAUUAGAGAGAGAAAUCACUCCUCAUGAUAUAAAAUAUGUGCCUUUUUCACCUACUGCCUUAACUGGGUCGCAAAAUUUACUGAAUUAUAUUUCAUGUGCAGAGAAAUAUUUUAGCAAACUGAGAGAAAUUAUAUUUGCACGAAGAACAUCAAGAUUUCCUGAAUGUGAAGAAUAGUGCAUGUAUUUUUUUUUUUUUUUUUUUGUCUUAAUAGUGGCAUAUCUAUUUAAUUGUGGUAGGGAGAAGAAUAUUUCCACCCAUUUAAAUUCAAUAAUUAAUUUAUUCAAGCAAUGUUAUUCGAGUACAAUAAUGCUAAACAAUAACAAAGGGGUAAAUCGGGAGUGAACACUUUCCAUUAUUAUAGAUCUAUUUGGACACUCUAAAGGAACAAAAUCUGUCUAAUUAUUGGGAGUGGUGAGAUAUUUCCACCCAAUUGCAUUCAUUUCUGGUUUACAAUUCACUCUGUCUUCAUAAUGGAUACUAAAAAUGUACUCACAAAGGGGAUAUUUCAAAGUUCAAUUAAAAACCCACCUCUUUCAGAAUGUUUGAUUUAGUCAAUCGCGCAUAGAGACCUGUAGGUGUUAUGCGUUUUUAAGAAAUGUACUAUUAUUAUUAUUAUUAUUAUAUUUUCCACUGUAAACCUGUUUUGACUUUCUGUAGGAGCAGAACUAUAUAAUUGUGGGAGGUAAUAGAAUAUUACUAUCCAUUUGUAUCAGUAAUUGGUGUUCUAAGUUUUUAAUAGGGGAAGUGGUCAUUGGAGAUUAAAAAUGUGAUGAAAUUUUGGUGUGUUUUUUGUCCUAUUAGAGAGUUUGUUCAAUAAGCUUUUAUGAGGUAUACAGAGCUGCCAAGUAGUACGAUUUUUCCGUAUUAAGUAUGUUUUUGCAACCAAAAUACGGCAGUACGUUUUUUCUUUAAAAAAUAAGUUUUUUGUAUUUUUUUUUUUUUUAAUCGAAAUUUAUUGAGAAAAAUAAUCUCUAUAUGUCUCUAUUUCAUAAAACGUACACAAAUAUGGUUAUUAGAUAAAUUUUUAUUUCAGGUAACUUUUUUUUUGUAAAAACCAGGUUGAGAUAUACACAAGUUUCAAUGCUUUUUUUUUCAUCUGCAAGAGCAGUGCACAUUUUAGCUUGCAUGAUGGGCGAGUGCGCCAAGCAUUUUAUUAUGAAAUACACUUUUUUUGGGGAAAAUACAAAAUAUUUAUCUCACACGGUAAAAAUACUGAUUUUUUUGUCAAAUUACUGAUUUUGGGGGAUAAGAAUACUGAAAAUGCAAAAUACAACUUGGCAGCUCUGGGUAUACUUAAUUUUCUCCUUUUUCAUUGCCAGUAUUUUGUUGAAUUUUCCCUUCAGAGACUGAGCGUUACAAACAGGGUGUGUACUUCACAUGUAUUUCGAAAGUUUUUUUUUAUAUUAAAAAUUGCUCUUGAAGACAUUGCAUAUUUCUCUUCCAUAGGUUUUAUACAGUUACUUUUCUUGUAGCAUUUUGUAUUCAUAAGUUACAUACGUUCAAACAUAUGUAAUUUAGUUGGGAAAAUAACAUUGUCUGAGGUGGUGUUGCGAGGAAAUAUUUGCAAACAAUUGAAAAUUUCUGCUGCUAAUCUACAAUUGAUAUGUCCAUUGUAACUAUACCAAAUUUAUUUUAGCACUAGUAGCAAGAAGCAGACCGGCAAUCAAGUGUGAAUUUGCAAUUAAUCGCCAGACUUGUGACUGAUUUUGUAACAUAAAUUUGACUUACAAUUGAUCACAACUUUCUUGCGAACCCCCCCCCCCCUUUAGUCCCCAUAAAGCCAUCAAUAUUUUAAUGUUAACAAUUAAAUGAUUUAUAGAUAGUAAUAAUGAUAGAUGUUCUUGAAUAUUGUUUCUAGCAGAUUUGGGGGCAACAUUAGAAAAGAUCACCCCAAAGCAUUCCAUUUUGCAAAUUUUAAAGUUUGAUUUUGGCUGUCAUGAUGGCAAAAUCUUGGGACAACUUAAGAUAAGAUGUCACCCCAAAGCAUUCCAUUUUGCAAUUUUGAGGGGCCGAUUUUUUAUGAAAUAAGGGCAAAAUCUUGGGGCAACUUUAGAAAAGAUGGUCACCCUAAAGCAUUCCAUUUUGCAAAUUUUAGGGGGGUGAUUUUGGCUGUCAUGGGAGCAAACUCGCCCGUCGCCCUCCUGUAUGUUUUAUGCUUUAACGCAGUAUAAUAGGUAAUAAAUUGAUAGACAUCAUAAAGUAUAUGUUUGAUUUGUUCACAAAAUUUAUGUUUGAAAAGUGUUCUUGCCAACCUCGAGACCUCGUAAGCUUGUCACAAAUCUUCUGACAUAUCAAUUGCCUUUAGAUGAUUUGUCUCAAAGAAGUGAGUUCUUCCAAAGCUUAUUGCCUUAGAUUUUUAAUAGUGCAAUUUUGUAAAUGUUUGUUCUUUCCAUAGAUUUAUAAAGUUGUCAUUCUAAAAUGAAAUUUUAAUCGUUGAGAAGCAUUCCUACUUAAUAUCAGAGUGUUUAUCACUUUAGCUGAGUUAUGUAGAAAUACAUAUUUUGUACAUAUCAAAAAUAAAGAUGUAUUUUAUAUGUAGAAGUACGAAAUAUAUCAUUAUAAACAUAUAUCAGAUAUUUGAAUUGGAUGUUGUUUAAUUUAUAAUAAUAAUUAAAUAUAGGUAUAUUUACCCGGGGAAGCCACCACUUCGUGUCUGAAAAAUGUUCUCCCAGCGGCCCUGCUAUUAUUAUUACCCCGGCUUUAGCUGGGCUGCCUAGGCGCUCAAGCAUUCAAGGAAUUUCUUUCUACCGGGUACCCUCAUCUGGGUUGAGUGCAGCACAAUAUGGAUAAAUUUUUUGUUGAAGGAAAUUACGCCAUGGCUGGGAUUCGAACCCACGACCCUCUGUUUCAAAGUCAAAAGACUAAUACACUGGGCCACAAUGCUCCAAAUUUUUGGGGGAGGCUAUAGUAAUUAUUGUUAAUCUUUUCUAAGCUCCGAUAGUAUAUUUAUGAAUGGUAGAGUUACUGUCAGUGUCAUAUACCAACAACAUUUGCUGAGUUAAGACUAUUAGGAUCACAAGAAUCCACUCGACAUUUGAGAAAUUCAAAUCCAAAAGGUAUCAUUAUACAUGUUGUGCAUAAUCUGGUCUAAACAAUCGCUUCAACUUGGGGGAACAUUAAGGCCACCGCACACCUUACGACUGUUCGCGAUCUGAUUUUGGAACAAAUCGCAUUUUGCUCAUUUUCUGAAAAUGUUAAUGGAACAUAUAAUUUAUUUGAGGUUAAAAUUAAUUGAAAGAAUACUGAUAUAACCAUUUUGAAAGAUUGCAAGCCUUUAUUUUGGAGUAAAGACCAAAUUAGUUUCAAAUCGUAGCCAACAUUACGACUGCUAUGACGUCAUUACGACUAGAUAUUAAAUUUUAUUUUAUUCUAAGAAAGAUGAUAGCAUAGUCACAGAUUUGAACAUAGGUAUUCGUACGAUGAUUUAGAACAUUACACAGUAAGAUAUUCCAAGUUUCAAUAUUAGCAUCAAAUUCUACUGCAUUUUAUUCUGAAAUUGGGUCGCAGACCAGUCGUAAGGUGUGCGGUCGCCUUUAGACAUACGGAGAGUUAACUUAUAUGUAAGUUUACCUGUACAUGUAAUAAUGAUAAUGAAAUUCCACUUCUAAAUAGCACUUAAUAAUAUAAAAUGAUCUCAACAACGUCUCUAAGCACGUUACAGAUAUAUUAUUACAUGUAUUUGUAUAUUUUCUCAAGGUAGCACUAUAGAAAGAGAUUGUGGUGUACAAGUAACAAUUUAGAUACAGCUUGUAAGGAGAAACCAAAGACUAAACACCGCAUCCUGUGAAACUGUUGGAGCUCAUUUUGCCAAUUUAUGUUUAAUAUGUUUUAACUUUUAAUAUUCAUCGCUUUCUUUGGGGGGUUUUGGACUGGCAUUUGAUCAAUUUUUCACUGAAUUGAACCCUAGAAAUCAGUUUGCUUCCAUAGUACCCGAUGAUAUAGUACUUCAGGAUUUGAAUACGAUAAAUUUAUAAAUUUAUAAUCCAAUUCAUUAUGGUUUGUGCCUUUACAGAUAGUGCCUAGUACAGAGCUGGUGCCUUAAUCAAAAAGUUAUAUAAUGUAUUAUUUUUUUAUUUUGAGAAAUGAUAUAUUUAUGCGGUACUCGUGCAUAUCUUUACAAUUCAUGCAUUUCAUAAUACAUCUGUGCAGGUUGUAUUUCUGGUUUAAUCCUGAGAUAGUGGGUUGCAGUGGUGUAUUCAUUAGCAUGCAUUUAAAUCAUUGUUUCGUUUUAAAAGUUGUUAAAUAUCUCAUUUAAAUAGUACAGUUUUGCUGGAAUCUCACUUGUAGUUCUACCUGUUAUUCCUUAUUCUUCCGUGCACAGAGGGGGGGGGGUGACAUUCAGCUAUGUUGCUGUACACACACAAGACCACAUAAUUUACAAACCUGCCCUACAUAUCCAAGUAUUUUUGCAUGCUAUUUUGACAAAUUUGCCCCCUAACAAGUACAACACCUAAAACGAGUAUGUUUUUUACUCUAUAAAUGUAUUGUACCAUUUUCCCCCCUGAUUUUGACCUUUUUGAUACCCUAGAUGUGUUACGCUCCAUGAUUGGCAAAUUAUUUUUUUUUUCCCAUUUUUGGGGUCGCGCAUAUGUACAGCAAAAUGGUUGAGUGGCCCCCAGCCAUUACCUUAAAUAUUUCUUGAAUUUUUCAUUUAUCAUUUGUAAUGUGUCCUCGCUAAGAAAAGGUGUUGACCUAAGAGAAAAAGAUUGCUUCCCAUGUAUUAUCAAAUCCACAUGCAUUAAAUGCCUUUUUUGUAAUUUAAAAUAUAAUUAGAAAAUAUCCUCGUCUAAAUAUCAGUACUGCAAUAGAAUUCAAUGAUAUUGUUAAACACUUUCUAAUAUGUUUACAUGUAUUCUUAGUUUCAUCGUACAAUCACUCUUCAAUAUGAAAUAAUGAGUUCUACUUAACAUAUGUUGUACUAAAAGCCCUAAAAGUAAAAAGUAACCUGUUUUGUUGAGUUUGUUAGUGUUUUGAUUGAUGUUCGAAAUAUUGUUUUGUGUAUUAUAUCAUUACUUCCAUUUUCUAUAUUUUUAAUUUGUUUCAUUUAAAUCAAUAAGUGACUUUAUUUUACAUUAUUGAUUAGUCUGUUCACCCUUAGAGGUAAACAAUUGAUUGGGUUGUUUUCUAUGUACAGUGUUUCUUUUAUGUCAUAUCUCUGAGCCUUUGAGAUUUAUUUUGUUUCCAUUUGUGUGUAUAGAUUCUUAAUUUUCAUUGUUUGUUGUACUGUUUUUUUUUCUAGCUUUAAAAUUUUACUAGCUGGAGGUCAAUCUAUUUCUUGUUUAACUCAAAUUACAGAGAUUUAUUCCAGAUUUAAUGUGGUUUGUGCAGUGUUUCCACAACUCAAAAAAAUAACUACCCCCCCCAAAAAAAAAGGCAUUUCCUGGAAUAAAAAAAAAAUUGAAAUAAAAAUCAAACUGUAAUACAGCGAGCCUGAACUAAGGCCUGGUGAUAGAAGAAGGGAAUUAAAGACUUCUUUUUUCACAAAAUCACAUUGCAGAUUCAUCAUAGGUUCUAUGGUGGCCUUAAAGAUUAAAAUAUUUGUUUUAAAAAAUCUUAUCACUAACUUCAAUUAUUAUUCUGCUUUUCUCAUAUUCUCUUAAUCAGAUUGGUUAGAUUUCACUUAAUAUAUGUUUAUUUAGAGAUGAUGUUAAAAUGUGCAAUUAUAGAGUUUUAUUUCACUGAAUUAAGAAAAUAAAAUAAAUAUUAUUUUAUCAUCA
Molecule: messenger RNA, 14398 nt
Organism: Lytechinus pictus (painted urchin)
Lineage: Eukaryota; Metazoa; Echinodermata; Echinoidea; Temnopleuroida; Toxopneustidae
Product: EF-hand calcium-binding domain-containing protein 4B-like
Exons: 18
Coding region: 3479-5713 (744 amino acids)
Biological process (GO): vesicle-mediated transport
Molecular function (GO): calcium ion binding; GTPase activity; GTP binding
Source: RefSeq, a predicted model, not a curated record